Miscanthus lutarioriparius is the source of this 378-nucleotide messenger RNA. NCBI's taxonomy places the organism in Eukaryota, Viridiplantae, Streptophyta, Magnoliopsida, Poales, Poaceae. The record is from the annotation of a GenBank genome assembly.
AUGGCGCGCGUACCAGAAUCAGUUUUCGCUAAUUUUGGCCUGGCUUUGCGUGGGAGGCGCAUGGCGCGCCCCUGGCCGCAAGUUUUCACUGAUGGUGAGCUUAGAGGAGGGGUUACUGGAGCACUGAUUGAGCCACCGUGGAUCAACAGUGGUGGGAGAAGCGGGUGUUUCUUUGACGGAGUACCAUUGGAGAAUGUCUUAAGCCAUGGUAGGAUUGGAUUGCCAUCGAUACCACCAUUGACCAUUUCGUUGGGAGGAAGGAAGGGGGAAGAUGCACCGCUGGGGAAUGAGGAAGAAGUAGGGCUUGCAUUGUAUGAUGCUCGUGGACUGACUUGGUAUGAUGAACAUGGGCUUGGUGACACGGAGCAACCGAUAUGA